Rhododendron vialii is the source of this 1069-nucleotide messenger RNA. Its product is annotated as mitochondrial import inner membrane translocase subunit TIM22-4. Lineage: Eukaryota; Viridiplantae; Streptophyta; Magnoliopsida; Ericales; Ericaceae. The record is from RefSeq and is a predicted model, not a curated record. Gene Ontology annotation, cellular component: TIM22 mitochondrial import inner membrane insertion complex. Gene Ontology annotation, biological process: protein insertion into mitochondrial inner membrane. Gene Ontology annotation, molecular function: transmembrane protein transporter activity. The transcript is spliced from 4 exons. The coding region runs from base 294 to 812 and encodes 172 amino acids.
GCUUAGGUAACGUCUUUCGAAGGGGAGCGGAAUCGAAUUGAGGCAAGCCCUAAAACUAUUCACACUUUCCUAAAAAGUACACCGCCUGCAGUACUGUAAAAUUUACCCCCUUGUGACCGUGGCUUGCAGCCCAAGCCCCAACGGCGGCGGGAAAAAAAGGCUUUAAUGCGAAAUCGUCAACACAAGUUCGCGAUCAACCCUUCUAGGGUUUUUUGUCUUCUGUUGGUAAUCUCAUUAAUAACUACCCAAUACUGUAAUCAUCGAUUCGAGUCGAGUCGGAGCCGGAGCCCGCCAUGAGUACCAAUCCAGCACCCGAAUCCAACCCCGCGUCUACGUCUUCGAGCCCGAGCGAAGCACCGAAGCCUCCUAUUGAGCCACUCCGGUUGCCCACGCCGGACGAGAUACGUGGCCAAGAUAUUUGGAACAACUGCGCCGUUCGCAGCGUCUUCAGCGGAGUCGUGGGAGGUGGGCUGGGUUUGGCCUUGGGUUUGUUUUUGGGGUCAUUUGACACCCCCAUAAUGCAAGACACAAUGACUGGGAAGCAACAGUUCAUUUAUCAAGCAAAGCAGAUGGGAAGGAAGAGUUGGAGUAACUGCAAAACUUUUGCUGUUAUGGGCUUAAUUUUUUCAGCUGCUGAAUGUGUUGUUGAGAAGGCACGUGCAAAACAUGACACCACAAAUACAGCUGUUGCAGGAUGUGUAACUGGAGGUGCAUUAUCGGCUACAGGUGGUCCGAAAGCAGCUUGUCUUGGUUGUGCUGGCUUUGCUGCAUUUUCAGUUCUGAUAGAGAAGUUUUUGGACAGACAUGAUUGAGAGCACAGGUAUCAGGUCCCGGUUUUGCAGACGUAGUAGGUUAAGUGUCUGGAAUAGAGAGUAUAAACUGCAGCUGCAUGAUUUAUCUUAUUUUUUCCUGUACUUUUGAGCCUUCACCUGAUUAAAAUGUGGGUUGCAUUUUGAGAUAUACGAACUCCUGUAACUCUACGGAUUUUGUUCUCUUCUCCUACACUUUUUAGAUGGUGGAUCUGUACUUGUAAUUUAGCAGCAUAUGCAAAGUCAAGUAAGUUUAUUUA